ACCAUUCAUUCGUUACACGUACGUACAUACAAAAUGUAUGUCCUGUUGACGUCCCGUAUGUAUGCCUCACAAGCCGACCCUCACAGCACACAGACAUACACGAUCUAUUGACUGACUGACAAAUGCAUGCUGCCCUGCCCCCACUCCGUCCGUCAUCCACUGCGGCUCGCUUCGUCCAGCUCGGCAACUUCAUCCUCAGUCAGCGACCAGGACGAACACACAAUGACCUGCACGAUGGAUGCACACAACACAACAGAUCGUCCCACCAUCGCGGCACCGGCAUCUCCUAGGUACCUCCUUGGCUUGUUGUACAUUCUUGACCCCCGGAAUGGGAGCAGCCCCUUUGCUGCGGCACCAGUUCAGCGCCACCUGGGUCGGCGUUACAAUGCUCCCAUCGUUUGCACCUCCCGCCCCCUCUCCCCGGCGCUCAUCGGCUGUUGCGGUCUGGAAGGCCCCCACCAGCCAGUCGACGGGCGAUGCCGCUGACGCUCCGCCGGCCGACGCUGACCUCUGCCGUUCCUCCACUACACGAGCGUUGAUCUGAGGGGUCAGCCGUUGCAAGGCGGCCUGAAUGCGGGAUAGCCGUCCUCCGUCCUUGCCUCUGGGUGACGCAUCCGCUGUACUGGCCUCAACGGCUCUGCAGACAGACAGGCAGGGCAGAUGGGGAAAAUUCCCAACCAUGUCGGUGGCGGUGUUGCUGACCUGGUUGUGAGUUUGCCCUGCGCCAGAGGCGAGUGUGCGAUGGGGGUGAUGCCCCGCUCAAAGCAAUACUCCAGCGAGCCAUCGACAAGGUACCGCUGAACACGCACGACACACAACACACAACACACAUUUCCGCAGACCACGACAGCCACAUGCCAUGCAGCGGGAGUGCACUCAGCACACACCACCCUCCCUCUCCUUGCCUGAUCGAUGAGCGACAGCGGGAUCUGGUUGGACACGGUCGGCGUAUUCCAUUUGCUCAGCUCCCUCUCCAUCUGCGGCAGCUCCUUGAUGUCGAAAUUAGACACACCAAUGUGCUGACACUUGCCGUCCAGCCUGGCCUUCGCCAGCCCCUCGGCCAACGCAGGAUAACCACCAAUAUAGGGGAAUGGAAAAUGCAGCUGGAAGAGCGCGAUCGGCACUCCGUCGAGCCGAGCCAGCGAGUUGUCGAUAGCUCGUGACACGGCCUCGCUGCCCCAUCGAAAGCCGCCCCCGACACCGAGAGCGUUGGUCCUACGAAGACAAUUGCGCCACACCCCACACACUGAGGCUGUCUCCCAGUCAAGAGAAAAUGAGGGCAUUCCGUGCCUUCGUCCCCUCAAUACCAGAGAAGCGGGAAGAAUUUGGUUGCCACACGCACAGAUGGCCGUUUUUUGCCGAGUUUGCCUAGCAGCUGCUCCGACUGAUAGCCGUUUGGGAUGUUCUGGUAGCCGUAGACCUCUGCUGUGUCAAAGAAGGUGAUGCCGGCAUCCACCAACAUCGAUCCUGACAUCUGCAGACGAGAGAGAAAGAAAGAAAGGAAACAAACACACAUGCGGUCCUAGUGGAUGCAGCGAUCGAUGGCAUCUAUCUGUACCUCAACAUCAUCAGGUCCAAAUGGCCUCGACUCACUGGAUGGCUCCGCGCUCACUGCACCCUCAGCGACAAACCCCCUCUUGGGAUCACCCCUGCAGCACACACACACAACCAAGCAGUCACACAGGUCAUGCUGCAGACACACACACACAGAGAGAGAGAGAUGCAUUCAUCGUCUGUCCUUCUCACCAUGCGAGCGUGCCGACACCGAUAGGGCCGAUGUCAUACGUCGAUGUGACGUCGGCCGCCACUUCGGGGACCGUCCUCACUGCAAAGAUCCCAUCGCGCCUCGGUCGUGGGAGGGCAGAUAGAGGGCGGGCAGUGAAUGCGGCUGCUCUCGCGUCUGUCAGCGUGCCACAGUCGACGUAGUGAGCUGCCUGACAGGCCAGAAGGAAGAGGCAACGCGGCAAAAUACUCCUCAUCAUCCGACUCGGAAUGCAGAUUUCAUCAAAUUGUCAUUCCAUCGCACCACCGUCGAACGAACGUCGCUC
Molecule: messenger RNA, 2048 nt
Organism: Vitrella brassicaformis
Lineage: Eukaryota; Vitrellaceae
Source: the annotation of a GenBank genome assembly